Molecule: messenger RNA, 5538 nt
Organism: Tympanuchus pallidicinctus (lesser prairie-chicken)
Lineage: Eukaryota; Metazoa; Chordata; Aves; Galliformes; Phasianidae
Gene: EPB41L3
Product: erythrocyte membrane protein band 4.1 like 3
Exons: 26
Coding region: 290-4480 (1396 amino acids)
Biological process (GO): cortical actin cytoskeleton organization
Cellular component (GO): cytoskeleton; plasma membrane
Molecular function (GO): actin binding; structural molecule activity
Source: RefSeq, a predicted model, not a curated record
CGGCACCCCGCGCUCCCACUCGCAGCCAGCAGCCAGCUUUUACCGCUUUCCGCGGCGUGGACUUUUUUUCUUUUUUUUUUUUUCUUUUUUUUUUUUUUCUUUUUUUUUGGUGCCUUUUUCCCUCCCUCUCUCCGGAGCAGCCUGCACAGACAGCCCUGAUUUGCUGCGGAGCGGCGGAGACUCGCUCAGGGCAGAGCCGGGCUGAGCUGCCGCUCGCUGCUGACGCGUGGCCGCCGCCGGGAGCAGCCCCAGCCCGCUGCUGCUGCUGCCGCCCCCAGAAUAACCAACCAUGACAACAGAGUCGGGAUCAGAUUCUGAGUCCAAGGACAAAGAGCAGGACCAGCAAGAAGCCCCUGCACAGCCAGGGGCAGCAGCAGAGGGCCCGCCACAGCAGCAGCAGGAGCAGCAACAGCUAAGUGAAGAGCACCAAAACACACUUGAGCAGUUCUCAGCUGUGGCAGCACACAGCACGCCAGUGAGGAAAGAACAGCCCACAGACAAAGAACAGGAGUUUGCAGCUGCAAGUGCAAAACAGCUUGAAUAUCAACAGUUAGAGGACGACAAGCUCUCUCAAAAAUCAUCAUCAAGCAAACUUUCCAAGUCUCCUCUAAAGAUUGUCAAGAAACCUAAAAAUAUGCAGUGCAAAGUGACGCUUCUGGAUGGAUCUGAAUAUGCAUGUGAAGUAGAGAAACGUUCCAGAGGUCAAGUGCUAUUCGACAAAGUGUGUGAGCAUCUGAACCUUUUGGAAAAAGACUACUUUGGGCUAACGUACAGAGACGCAGAAAACCAAAAGAAUUGGUUGGACCCUGCCAAGGAAAUCAAAAAGCAGAUUCGAAGUGGUGCUUGGCAGUUUGCAUUUAAUGUGAAAUUCUACCCUCCAGAUCCUGCCCAGCUCUCUGAAGAUAUUACCAGGUACUACCUCUGCUUGCAGCUGAGAGAUGACAUCGUGUCUGGCCGGCUGCCCUGCUCCUUUGUCACCCUCGCCCUGCUGGGCUCCUACACUGUGCAGUCUGAGCUUGGUGACUAUGACCCUGAUGAGUACGGCAGUGACUACGUCAGCGAGUUUCGCUUUGCACCGAAUCACACUAAAGAGCUGGAAGAUAAGGUGAUUGAGCUGCACAAGAGCCACAGGGGAAUGACACCUGCUGAGGCUGAGAUGCAUUUUCUGGAGAAUGCCAAAAAGUUAUCAAUGUAUGGAGUAGAUCUCCAUCAUGCCAAGGAUUCUGAAGGAGUGGAAAUCAUGUUAGGAGUUUGUGCAAGUGGCCUCUUAAUAUACCGAGACCGACUCAGAAUAAAUAGAUUUGCCUGGCCAAAGGUUCUGAAAAUUUCAUACAAAAGGAACAACUUCUACAUCAAAAUCCGACCAGGGGAGUUUGAGCAGUUUGAAAGCACUAUUGGGUUUAAGUUGCCAAAUCAUCGUGCUGCAAAGCGCUUAUGGAAAGUGUGUGUUGAGCACCAUACAUUUUUCAGGCUCCUUCUACCUGAAGCACCUCCAAAGAAGUUCCUCACACUGGGCUCCAAGUUUCGUUACAGUGGUAGGACACAGGCUCAGACGAGAAGAGCCAGUGCGCUCAUAGACCGGCCCGCACCUUACUUUGAGCGGUCUUCUAGUAAGCGUUACACCAUGUCCCGCAGCUUGGAUGGGGCAUCAGUGAAUGAAAACCAUGAAAUGUACAUGAAGGAUUCUGUGUCUGCUGCAGAGGUUGGUACUGGCCAGUACGCCACAACAAAGGGCAUCUCUCAGACCAAUUUGAUAACCACUGUGACUCCGGAGAAAAAGGCAGAAGAAGAGAAAGAUGAUGAAGAGAGCAAAAAGAAAAGAGCAGAGGAAGUCACCCCCAUCUCGGCAGUACGCCAUGACACAAAGCCACCUUUUCUUGGCACUGACUCACUCCACUCCUCGCCAUCCCCACAGCCUGGUCCCCAUGCAUCUUCAGCCAAGCUUCGCAGGAGAUGCAAGGAGAGCACUCGAAAAAAGCCCUUAGGCUGUGAGUCACCCAACGAGGGUGCUUCAAAGCACGGGGAGGCAGAGCCGGACUCCGACAGAAAAGGGAGAGUUUGCUCCGCAGAGCAAGACGUGGCUUUCGGCUAUAAGCAAAAAGCCGGCAAAGGCGGGACACUCUUUUCCUUCUCCUUGCAACUUCCUGACUCAUUCCCUUCACUCCUGGAUGAUGAUGGCUACCUGUCGCUCCCUAACCUCUCAGAAACCAACCUCCUGCCUGCCAGCGUGCAGCAUUACCUUCCCAUCCGCUCUCCCUCCCUCGUGCCUUGCUUCCUCUUCAUUUUUUUCUUUCUGCUCUCUGCCUCUUUCUCAGUGCCAUAUGCCCUCACUCUCUCCUUUCCUCUGGCUAUGUGCCUCUGCUACCUGGAGCCCAAGGCGGCCUCCUUGAGUGCCUCACUUGCCAAUGACCUGAGUGACAGUUCAGAGGAAGAGACUGACAGUGAGCAGACGGAUACUGCAGCUGAUGGUGAGACCACUGCCACCGAGUCGGAUCAAGAGGAGGACGGAGAUCUAAAGGCACAGAAUAGUCUGAUUAAGCGAAUACAGGGUGAAAAUGUGUAUGUCAAACAUAGUAAUCUUAUGUUAGAGGACCUAGACAAAACCCAGGAAGAUCUGAUGAAACAUCAGACCAAUAUAAGCGAGCUGAAACGAACCUUCUUGGAAACCUCCACAGAAACGGCUGUGUCUAAUGAGUGGGAGAAGAGGCUUUCCACAUCUCCCGUUCGGCUUGCAGCAAGGCAGGAGGAGGCUCCUAUGAUUGAACCACUAGUGCCUGAAGAGACCAAAGAAGAAAGAGAAAAAUCAGAAAAACUCAUAGUAUUGCAGAAAGGAGGUACUACAUUCCUUGAAAUGCAGCCGAGUGUGAUAGAGAAGAAGCUACAGGAAGGAGAAUCUGCUGACACUUUGGUUACUUCUCAUCAAAUCAUUAUCCAGAAAAGUAUCCCAUCAUCCCUAGAGGGCACUGAGGAUUGGGUUAUUAUAGACAAAGUACCUUCUGAGGUAGCUGAUGGUGAAUCGAAAAAAAGUGUGACGUACAAAGUGGUGACUGUGAGCAGUAAAGCUGGCAUUCCGCCUGAGGUACUAAAAUCCAGUACUGUUCUGGGCUUUGAGGACUUGGAAAGUGAAAUACAAUCCAAAGAUGAGAAUAAGCAGAAAAUGUUCACCUUAGGAAAAUCCUAUGAUGCUGUGUCUGGGAAAAUUGUUACCAUGACAAGUAAAACUAAAGAGGGAGAGAAAACAAUACAGCCUUCUGUAGAAGUUUUGCAAAAAAAGGAGAAGGAAGGACAAGAAUCUGUGAAAAUCAUUCCAGUAGUGGCCAAGUAUGGGAUUGUAGAGCCUGUCGCUGAGGAAAAGGCCGAUGUGCAGAGCACAAAAAGAAAGCUGUCUGACUCACUGACACCUAUAAAGGAAGCCGAAUCUCAGUUGCAAAGUCCUGAAGAGGAGAGCUUGAAAAAGACGCUAAGGAUGGACCAAGAUGUGCAGUUACUGAGAAGCCUGCAGCUUGGCAAAGCAGAAAAGCACCUUGAUGGUGAAGCUGCAAAAGCAGGGGCAUUUGCCUGGAAAGAUAAAAGCGUGUCUGAGUGGAGAUACUCCAGAGAACAACCAUUUACCAUUGCUACUGCUCACUAUGUUACUGAGUCGUCUGCGUCAAAAGUAGUGACUAAACAGUCCACUGGUGAAAAAACCCUGGAUGGCUCAGAUAUCUUCAGUUUAAUAGAGUCCGCCAGAAAGCCAACUGAGUUCAUAGGAGGGGUUACUACUACUUCCCAUAGCUGGGCACAGAGAAUAGACACGUCGACAUCUCAGGAGAUAACUUCCAGUGAAUUGAAGCAAGAGGCUCAGCCACACCAGGACGCAGUGACGAAGGUUGUAGAGGAGACUGUGGUUAUCGAGGAGAGACGUGGGAUGAAUGUGCAUGCGAGUGGGGAUCCCGCUACAGUGGCUGGACUUGCAGAUGCCCAGGCUCAGGCAGCAUCUGCUAGUGCAAAGGGGAAGGAGGGCUCUGCUGUGACUAAGGGGGCUAAAGAGGAAAAAAAAGAGGCUCACAAAGCUGUAACGAAACAGGAAGGCAUUGCUGCUUCUACUUCUCAUGAGCAAGAGGAGGAGCACAGUACAACAGUCCACGUUUCAGACUCUUUGGAAAGAAAACCUCAUUUUGAGUCACCAGUUGUGAAGACUGAAACAAUCAGUUUCAGUAGUGUUUCUACUGGGGGGGAAAACCUUGAAAUUUCAACAAAGGAAGUGCCAGUAGUCCAUACAGAAACAAAAACCAUUACAUAUGAGUCUUCACAGGUGGAUAGUGGUGCUGACUCAGAGCCUGGUGUGCUGAUGAGUGCACAAACUAUCACAUCUGAAACCACCAGCACUACAACCACUACACACAUCACCAAAACUGUGAAAGGAGGCAUCUCAGAGACAAGAAUCGAAAAACGAAUAGUCAUCACAGGAGAUGCAGAUAUUGAUCAUGAUCAGGAAUAAUCUAGAUUGCAUAUGAAUCCAGACAUGCUCACCCAUAGGAAUACAAGAGCCUCUAUGGAGUCUCAGUUCCAACCUGACUGACUUGUAUCUGUGUAUGGAAAAUUUCAGUACAGAAGAAUUGAUCUUGACCGUUAAUAAAGAAACUGGCAGAAAUCUCUUCCCCUAGAAAGCAAUCUGAAUCAGCAGCAGUUAUAUUGCAUGAAGCAACGAUAAAAUUACAGAAAAGCAGCAUUUUUAAUUUUCUUAAAAUAUCUAAGUUUUCAGCUAUACCUGCACGUUCAUAAACAAUAUAAACAGUGAUCUCAUGUAACACAUAAACAGUUCAUGCCUUUCACAGUUUAUGAAAGUCUAAACAGAUUAAAAUUUGUUAGGUGGCAAGCCUUUUGUUUACGGAUAUUGUAAAUGAAGAUUACCCCCAAAAUGCUAGAAGCUCUAGAGGUACUGUGUAUAAUGUUUUACCACACAUUAGAUGUGCCAAUAACACAGUUUAUUCAGUAAACACCUUGAAUCUUACAUUUGUUUCAUCUUGUUUUAUUACUGCCCGAUAAACAAUGACAAAUCUUUACUCUUAUCAAAAUAUUUAAAUGCUUACAAAGUGUGCUUUGUAUACCUGACUGAAUACCUUAUGAGGUAGUAAUUAUUUUAGCUUAUUAACUUUAACGAUUUUUGUCAGCGUUGUUCAGAGUCAGCUUCUGGUCACCCUUCACAGAUCCUAACCUUGUAAAUUAUAUGUAGUUAUUUUGGGAAAAAAAAUCUGUAUUUUACUUAGUUUGCAGCAUUAGAAAGUUAUUAAUCUAAAGUAACCACGAUGGUUUUCUAUUGAUUUCCCUUUUUGUUCUCAGAGGAAAAGAAAAAAUCUGUUUGAGAAUCUGGUCAGCAUUUACUAUCUAGUUCAGAGUCAAGCCUUAACCUGUACAGAACGUCCACUGAAAACUCGUUAGUGUUCAGCUACAAUACCCACUGAAGGGAUAGAGUCCAUUACACUGUCAGCUGCAUCACAACACAUGGUGAAUGUAUGUUUCUGCAUAGUGAAAUAAAAGUGGUAAAUGCAUCCAAAA